CGCCAUUUUACCCCCCCCUCGCAGCGUGUGAGCCUCAGCGCCGGAGCCGCGGCCGCUGUGGUGGCGGCGGGGGCUGGGGAGGGGGAAAGGGAGCGAGAGGCCGCCGCUUUCCGCCCCCCUCGUUCCUUGCCUCGGUCCAAGCAGCGCGUGAAGGGGAAGGGACGAGGUUCAGUUCCUGCCCCUCUCUUUCCCCUUUCCGAUAGCCGCACACGGGGUGGGGGGGAACUGGGCACCACCAAGCCAGGCUGCUCCUUCCCUCCCUCCCUCCUUCCUUCCUGCCUUCCUCCCCUGCACAUCACAGCCUCCUCUUCCAUCCAUCCAUCCAUCCUCGGGGGUGAGCCUUUGAAUGAGCAGCACUGUGGCUAGCCCGAUGUCAACGGUUGCCUCUUCAAGCAGUGGAAGAAAAUCGACAAGCUUUACGCCUGAGUUGCAAAGUAUGAUGUUUUCCUUGGGAGAUGCUCGCAGGCCUCUCCAUGAAACUGCGGUACUGGUGGAAGACAUUGUCCACACUCAGCUGAUAAAUUUGUUGCAGCAAGCAGCUGAAGUUUCUCAGUUGAGAGGAGCGAGAGUCAUCUCUGCUGAAGAUCUCCUGUUCUUAAUGCGCAAAGAUAAGAAGAAGCUUAGAAGGCUACUUAAAUACAUGUUUUUUCGAGACUAUAAAUCUAAAAUUGUCAAAGGAAUAGAAGAAGAUGACCUCCUUGAAGACAAAUUCAACAGCAGUAACACCAACAAAAGACAGAAGCUUGCUCAAGACUUCCUCAACUCCAUUGACCAGACUGGAGAGCUCUUAGCCAUGUUUGAGGAUGACGAGAUUGAUGAUGUCAAGCAAGAGCGGAUGGAGAGAGCAGAAAGACAAACACGAAUGAUGGACUCGGUCCAGUAUGCAGAAUUCUGUGAGAGUCGGCAAUUGAGUUUUUCAAAGAAAGCAUCCAAGUUUCGUGACUGGUUGGACUGUAGCAGUAUGGAAAUAAAGCCAAAUGCAGUUGCAAUGGAGAUUUUGGCAUAUUUAGCAUAUGAGACUGUGGCACAGUUGGUGGACUUGGCCCUUCUGGUUAAGCAGGACAUGGCUCCCAAAGCUGGUGAUCCAUUCAGUCAUGCCAUAUCUGCCACCUUCAUACAGUAUCACAAUUCUACUGAGCCACAUCUCUUAGGGCAAUCUACAAGUGUGAAGACCAGUCUUGACUCUCCUGAAAACACGCCACCUCCUACACCCACACCCCCGGCGUCAGCAGGACAGCAACACCUUGGAAAAACCCCAUCAGGAGCCCUGGGGAAUGGUGGAUUUGGACAGGACGCUGCCAAAUCCAAACAAAGGAAAAGAAAAAAGAGCACUGCAGCCUGUGGUAUAGAGGCUCAAAGCGAUGCCAUCCAGCCCAGCCACAUCAGAGAGGCCAUUCGACGCUAUGGCCACAAGAUUGGCCCCCUUUCCCCAUUCACAAGUGCCUACCGCAGAAAUGGGAUGACUUUUCUCGCCUGCUAAUAUGGAUGUGACUGCAGCAGCAGGAAAGACAGUGUUAUAUUAAGGUGAUUUUCUUUUCCUUCAUGGAAGGAAAAAAAAUAACAAGCUCCAAUGUCUCUGUGUACCAGUGAGUGGGCUGGUUUGUUGUGACUAUCUGCUGGCUGACUCUGUCUCUUUUUCCAGCCCCCUCAAUCGUUCUUCUUGUUUACUAGCUGGAACAUUUAGCUAGUUAAUGGCAGGAUGUUUGGGAUAGGGUGUAGGUGGACAAGAAUGCAGAUCAGACAAUGCUGAAGUUUGCAGGGGACUUGCUGCUGUCAGCCUCUUAGUGAAAUGCAAUGUCAUUUUUAUUUAAGUCUUUGAAAGUCUGUAUGUUCUAGAGACAUUUUUUUUUUGUAAAGCAGCAUGGGGCAGAAAGACGCCAGAGAUAGCCUGGGUUAUAUAGGUUUUAUAGAUUAUUAAAAGAUUACCUAUGCUUUCCUUGUGAUUUUUUCUAAAAGAAAAACUGUUUUCCACAAUUUUCCACUAUUUUCCACUGAUUUCUCUCAACUAAUUUUUAAGUGUUCAGACAGGGUAAUCCAGUUUAAUCCAAUGAGGAGCUUUUUUAUGAGAGUAAUAGCUAGUUCAGAUCCAAAGAUAUUCAGAAAAAAAGUUCAGAUUAACUGUACUUUACCAGUUAGAGACUUUUCUUUUUGCAGACCCAAGGAUAGGCUAAAUCAGCCCCAAAUUCUAAGUAUUUAAGUCUCCUAAGGCUCGAGCUAUCACUGUCUGAAAUCAAGGAAAGCCUUUGAAGUGAUUGGCACUGGAUUGGGCCCCUAUUCAGAAAAAUGCAUCCUAAAGUACUUAAAUAGCUGUGUCUGUCUCGGUGGUUGUAAGGCAAAGGCUUAACGCUAUGUACUUGCUCAGCGUUUGCUGCAGGAAGCAGAUGUUGUCUCUGUUGUUGACAAAGGCAGCAUUACUGUUGGAUUUGGUUAAAGAAGAAAUGGGCUCUUUUUUUGCCUUUUUUGUGUUUUAGUUCAUGUUGUUUAUUUUCAGAUUUAUUUUUUAAAUCUCAGUCCCUCCUUCUAUGCUUCUUCCCAUCCGCUGCUCCUCCAGCCUUCGCUGGCCUCACAAGCAGAUUCAUUUCUUUCAAUAAAAACUGUACAAAUAUAGAGCUAACCACGAUGAUGCUUGACCAGAGAAAAGGGCUCAUGCUUCAGCCCGUCAUCAGGAUUUACAAGCGUGACCUGCUUGUAUCCCUGUGGUACCCCUUCGGCCCAGGGGUCUGCUCCAGCCACUCUAAGCCCAGCCUUGAAAUCUAACUUAAACCUCAAAUUAAUACAGAGCGCUCAAGAGAUCGUGAGGAGAUCAGCAAAAUAUCACUUUUAUAUAGUUCAGCCAUCCUCAUCCUUUGUGCUUAGUAUGUGAGGUCUUAAUUUUUACUCCCACUGUAUGCUCUUGUAGUAAUUUGUAAGUGGUUUCGUUGCCCUCCUUUCCUGGACCUGCUUGCAAAACCUUUAAAAAUACAUAUAUAUUUUAAAUAAACAGAAAAAUGCCUCUUUUUGCAACCAAAA
This is a messenger RNA of Strigops habroptila (Kakapo), 3009 nucleotides long. RefSeq names its product SPT3 homolog, SAGA and STAGA complex component (gene SUPT3H). The transcript is spliced from 12 exons. Gene Ontology annotation, biological process: transcription by RNA polymerase II. Gene Ontology annotation, molecular function: protein heterodimerization activity; transcription coactivator activity. The coding region runs from base 347 to 1480 and encodes 377 amino acids. Lineage: Eukaryota; Metazoa; Chordata; Aves; Psittaciformes; Psittacidae. The record is from RefSeq and is a predicted model, not a curated record.